Molecule: messenger RNA, 1854 nt
Organism: Colletotrichum karsti
Lineage: Eukaryota; Fungi; Ascomycota; Sordariomycetes; Glomerellales; Glomerellaceae
Product: FAD binding domain protein
Exons: 2
Coding region: 1-1854 (617 amino acids)
Source: RefSeq, a predicted model, not a curated record
AUGAGCUCCAACUUCACCAAAGAGGGCAAAGAUUUAUGGACCAAAGCAACAUCAGGUGUCGUACAGCAGCUCGUACGGGAGAGAGACAAGACCUUUACGAGAACCAGCGGGACCAUCACGAAAAGAGACGACAUAGUUGACGAUCUUGUCAGAGCUUCUGCUUCAGGCGUUGGCUUCUUUUCGGAAGUUGCGCAUUACCGGCAAAAUAAGAAGGAUUCGACGGUCGCAAAGGACGACGAGACUUCCCACCCCGAAACGGAGGAGCCAAACUCUCAACGUGUGCACGACGCGAUUUGGGAGCUCGACGAUGCCGAGCAGCGUAUCACGACACAGGAUGUCGCAGAUGAGGCGGGCUUAAAGCCUUCGAAGGACUCUGGUGAUCUCGCCACGGCGUUUCUCAAGAGAAAUCAAGCCGAUCCUGACAAAGGCCAUGCCAACAGUGGAGAACUCGCCCUGCCGGUGGUGUUGCCUCAAAGGCGCCCGAAAACGCGAGUGCGAGGGUUUGUAAGAGCCUACCCACCAAUCCUAGCAGAUGCGGGAAUCGACGAGAAGACGUUUCUUGAUUUUAUCGACACUUUCAACAAGUCUCUGGUGCCAAAUCCGUAUCUCUAUGCCAUCAAUCUGGCCGGCUUGGCAGACCUGAUCUCACCCGACCCUGCUUUGACAGCCUUCGGGAUCGUUCUCGGCGUGGCAGUCGAAGGCAUCAUGGAAGCCCAAAGCCGCUUCAAAUCGAAUACCUUCCUGGACCGCGUCAAUGAAGACUUCUUUGCUCCCCAUGGGCUUGUCUGCUUUGUCGCGACAUGGAAACCGGACACCAGCGAAAGCGAGGUUGCGGUCGGUUUCGAUGGCAAGACAUCUACUUCAGGUUCUGAAUCGGAGCUGCCUCGGGAUAAGACAGAGACACCGGAUGAGAAAAGACCAGAAAAGGACCAGUUCAAGAAUAUCCAACAGAAGUUCGCACGAAGAAUGAAGGCACAUAACGGGGCAUUUGGGUGGUCACAGCCAGCACCGCUUGUCUUUCCAGCGUCGUUGGAGAAGUUAAAGAAUAGUCAGGGUAAAGUGGACGAAAAGAAGAAGAAUGCUCUGGAUCGAGCCGAGAUAUGGCUCGAUGGAUAUUUGGACAAGCGAUCUCAGGUUGACUGGAUCGAUGGAAACCCCGAUCAUUUGAUCGCCAGCUCAAUACCCAGGCCGGGCUUCAAGUCGCGAUAUGCCGACCCAUCACAUCCGGCUGCAAGCGGUGACAUCGUAGCCUUGGUGACUGGCGGCACCUGGCAGUAUAAGCGGAAAGAAAUGACCUCGAAGAAGGAUGAAGGGGGUAAACACCCGGCCCAGCUUCAUGUUGAAGAAACAAGCAAGUCAGAUGACGCAAAUGGAGUGAAGAGGAAGGCCGACGAUGACAGUGAGAACGCACGAGAUACUCGAAAUGGCGAUGAGGGUACAGCUCCAGGAUUGGAAGAAGGAACACAAACAGGGCAGCAAGAGGAGAGUUUCGGCAAAGUAACCACUGAUGAUGACGAGCAAAACCCCUUCGGCCCACUUACUAAAGCGGAGGCAAAGGCCCAGCUCAAAGAGAAGAUGAAGGAAGAGAGGAGGGCAGAGGAAAUCCAGAGAAAGCUGAAGGAGAAGGAGGCUAAAGAGCUAAAGAAGCAGCAGAAAAGAACCAAAGAGGAAGAGAAAAAGAAGCUUAAGGAAGAGAAGAAAACUAUCAAAGAUCAGAGACAGGGAGGAAUUACAGAAGGGAAGAACCCCCGCGAUAUCAUAAGGAGUCUAUUCCAAAAUGACGUACUAUACCUCAUUAUCAUGAGCUUGCCCCAGAACAAGGACGUGAUCGACGUCCCCAACACGACAGGAUAG